AUGAAUAACGGUUACGCAGAUAUGCGUCACCGUGGAAGGCAGCCCCUGAUGGACAGCUCUUCGGUGUUGAUGUCUGGGCACUUGGCGCCGGGCUACACUACUGUCGGCCAUGGUCAGAGUCAGACCUCAUUUUCCUUGGACUUCCGGGGUUCGGCAAUGGACAACUGCAGCCGUGGCAACAGGGGUGUCCAGCGGUCUGGUCAUGCUUCUGCCCAAGAUGAUGCGUGCAGGCUGGUACUUGGACUGGGUCCGUCGCCGGAAUCUAGCUCUGUGAAUUACCAGCAGCCUGACGGAGGAGCAGGCAAGUCGAAAGCACCGGUGACUCUGCUUGGCCGGAGUUUAUCGUUCACUAAUCCUGGGACGAUGACCCUUGGGCUUCAUGAUCAGGUGGGUAAUGCUGAAGCUAUCGCUCGGCAUUUUGAACCGCCUGGAGGAAACAUCAUCUCCUUCUUCGGUGUCGACGAGAGCUCGACGUCGGCCAGGAGGAGCUCCGGUGGCUACAUUCCGUCGCUGCUCUUCGCGUCUCGGCCGAAUCUUUGUGUUCCUCAAGAGAAUCGGGCAGAGGGGCAUGAUGAACUGCUGGAUGAUCACACGGACAACGGCAAUGAUAGUGCCGAGCAUCGCCUUCAAUUCAGCUCUGAACCUUCUGCAACGACAAUGACAGAGACUUCGUUCGGUAUGAGCUCUGAUGUUGUCACCGGUGUAACUGAUCGUGGACAGCCGGUUCAUCGCCGGUUUCCGAAGAAGUGCAGGUUCAAAGGGUGCUCUAAAGGUGCGAGAGGUGCAUCAGGCCUGUGCAUUGCCCAUGGCGGCGGGCAGAGGUGCCAGAAGCCCGGGUGCUACAAGGGUGCCGAGAGCCGAACAGCCUACUGCAAGGCCCAUGGAGGCGGCCGGCGGUGUAUGCAGCUCGGCUGCACUAAGAGCGCCGAGGGAAAGACGGAUCACUGCAUUGCCCACGGCGGAGGUCGCCGAUGCGGACACAACAGCUGCCCUAAAGCCGCGCGUGGCAAGUCCGGGCGAUGCAUCAAGCACGGAGGAGGGAAGCGGUGCGCGGUUGAGGACUGCAUCCGGAGCGCCGAGGGGAAGGUCGGGUUCUGCAUCUCCCACGGCGGCGGCCGCCGUUGCCAGUACCCGGACUGCCGCAAGGGGGCGCAGGGCAGCACGCUGUACUGCAAGUCCCACGGCGGCGGCAAAAGGUGCGUCUUCGAGGGCUGCGCCAAGGGCGCGGAAGGCAGCACGCCGCUGUGCAAGGCGCACGGCGGCGGGAAGCGCUGCAUGCACGAAGGCGGCGGCGUGUGCCCCAAGAGCGUCCACGGGGGCACCAGUUACUGCGUGGCGCACGGCGGUGGGAAGCGCUGCGCAGUGCCCGGGUGCGGCAAGAGCGCCCGCGGGCGCACAGAGUUCUGCGUGAAGCACGGCGGCGGCAAACGGUGCAAGGUCGACAUCUGCGGCAAGAGCGCGCAGGGGAGUACGGAGUUCUGCAAGGCCCACGGUGGCGGCAAGCGGUGCACCUUCGGCACGGGCUGCGACAAGUUCGCCCGCGGGCGGAGCGGCCUCUGCGCCGCCCACGCGACGCUGGUGGCCUCGCAGUCCCAGUCCCAGGCACAGCAACGAGGACGCGGCGGCGGGAGCAUGAUCGGGCCGGGCCUCUUCCGAGGCAUCGUGUCCUCGUCAGCCGCGGCCGCAGCCGCCAGCGCCAUGAACUACGAGUACUCGUCGGGCGUGAGCGCGGUGUCGGAGUGCGACGGCUCGCCGGUGCCUACGCCGGGGAGGCAGGAGCUGAUUCCUCCUCAGGUGCUGGUUCCCCUCUCUAUGAUGUCCCCGUCGCCAUCCGCGGAUAGGCGCAGGGAGAGUGGAGAGUUGUGUGUUCCAGAGGGGAGGGUGCACGGUGGUGGACUCCUGUCAUUGCUCGGCGGGAGCUUCAGGAACGUCAUUGACGUCGACAAACUCUCAAGCCGCUAG
Molecule: messenger RNA, 1962 nt
Organism: Triticum turgidum subsp. durum (durum wheat)
Lineage: Eukaryota; Viridiplantae; Streptophyta; Magnoliopsida; Poales; Poaceae
Source: the annotation of a GenBank genome assembly